AUGAAGUCUGCCAAUGCUCAAGUCCACGAAGAUUUCAAGGAGUCUGGUAUCCUGGACUCUGAUACCGAGGGUACGCCCUUUAAAGAGGCGGUGGUGGGGGAAGCCCCAGAUGGAGGACUCACUGCAUGGUUACAAGUCUUAUGCGGCCAUUUGAUUGUCUUCAAUGUCUGGGGAUACAUCAAUUCCUAUGGCAUUUUUGAGUCAUACUAUGUCACCACUUUGAACCGCAGCUCCUCGGACAUUGCCUGGGUUGGUUCACUAGAGAUCUUUUUCGUCUACUUCCUAGGAAGUUUCUCAGGCCGAGCCACGGAUGCGGGCUAUAUCCGUGCCACUUUGGCCGCUGGCCUUUUCAUGCAGUUACUAGGCGUCUUUAUGACUUCGCUGGCCACCAGCUACUGGCAGUUACUACUCUCUCAGGGUGUUUGCCAGGGUAUUGGAGAUGGGCUGCUGUUCUGUCCCAUCGUCGCUUUGAUGUCCACCUAUUUCACGAAGAAGCGCACCAUAGCCAUCUCUAUCUCCGCCUGUGGUGCGGCCACCGGUGGGCUGGUAUUUCCGGCCAUCGCACAGACUCUUCUACACCGCGUUGGCUUUGCCUGGACUGUACGCGUGAUGGGUUUUGUGCUCCUAUUUAAUGCAGGUGUUAUCCUGCUCUGUGUGCGGCAGCGCUUGCCUCCGCGUAAAUCGGGCCCUUUGAUCGAGCUUAAGGCAUUCACCGAUCUCUCUUAUACCUUCUUCGCUAUGGGGACUUUCUUCUGCUUCUGGGCCGUUUACUAUGCCUAUGACUAUGUUCGCUCGUUUGGACAGGACAUCAUUGGUGUAUCCGAUUACACCUCUUUCUCUGUCCUGAUGAUCAUGAACGGGCUGGGUUUGCCUGGCCGUCUGAUCCCGGCAUUCCUCUCGGAUCGUUACACCGGCCCUGUGAAUAUGUUCAUUCCAGUGAGCGGGUUUGCGGCUGUCUUACUGUAUUGCUGGAUUGCUAUCAACUCUUAUGGCGGCCUUAUCGCAUUUGUUAUUGUUUACGGCUUCUUUGGUGGCGGUGUGCAGAGUCUCUUCCCAUCAGCCCUGGCAAGCUUGACGGAUGAACCGAGCAAAGCCGGAGUUCGUAUUGGAAUGAUCUUCUCCAUUGUCAGUAUUGCAUCUUUGACGGGACCUCCGAUUGCAGGAGCUCUGGUCGAUAUACAUGGUGGUCGGUAUCUAUAUGCGCAGCUUUUCGGUGGCACCUCCAUGGUGCUAGGUUGUCUCCUGCUCAUUGUGGCACGAUAUUGCAAGUGCGGCAUGAAUCUCUAUCAGCGUAUGUAG
Molecule: messenger RNA, 1299 nt
Organism: Penicillium pulvis
Lineage: Eukaryota; Fungi; Ascomycota; Eurotiomycetes; Eurotiales; Aspergillaceae
Exons: 2
Coding region: 1-1299 (432 amino acids)
Biological process (GO): transmembrane transport
Cellular component (GO): fungal-type vacuole membrane
Molecular function (GO): transmembrane transporter activity
Source: RefSeq, a predicted model, not a curated record